Molecule: messenger RNA, 2956 nt
Organism: Stomoxys calcitrans (stable fly)
Lineage: Eukaryota; Metazoa; Arthropoda; Insecta; Diptera; Muscidae
Exons: 4
Coding region: 1217-2956 (579 amino acids)
Source: RefSeq, a predicted model, not a curated record
AAGUCCCCUUGAGGUCUACAAUAGAAGUUUAGUUACUGGACUAUGGAAAGCUUAAGGAAAAAUUCAAAGUUAAAGCAAAAAAAUACAAAAAAAAAAACAAAAUGCUGACAGUUAAGCAAUUGAAAUCGAUUCAUGUUGCUUUGAUAGUGUGUAAAUGCUUAAACUGCGUGCUUAGGAAGUCAAGUAAAGUUAUUCUGAUUUUUUGGUUGCUUUUGCUGUUACGUUGCUUGUUUCUUUUUCGUAGUCAGAGCUAAAAGCGAGCCAUUCUCUUCAUGUUUAUUGGCAUUUAUUUUUGUGGUUGCAUGCUGCUGUUCUCUAGCACACACAUACUUUCACUUUAUUUUUCUAUGCCGCUUGAAUAUGUUGUGUGUACGUUUAACAGAUGCCCGCAGCAUAAGAAAUAAUGUGGAAAUGGGUGCGUGUGUGCGCCCAUAACAAUGAAGCUAUGGCUUUGACACCAACAUUACGCACAUUGCGUGAUCUCUCAGAAGCAAAGAGACAGAGUAAAAUUACUUUCUGGAUGCAGCGAGAGCAAUUUUCUCAAAAUUGCUUUCUCUGCUUAAUGUUUAUUGGUUCUUUCGACGAUUGCUUCUUCUCGUCUGCCAACAAUUUAAACAUUUCUCUCUAUCUGAGCUGUCAGCGCAGAAAAUGGAAUGUACUAGCAAUACAAUUGCUAGAGCUUUUUAUGUACAGUUUAUUCAAGAGCACAAAGCAUCUUUUUGUGCUUUUUUGACCUGGGACGUUUGUCGAGUGCCUUAAAUUAUUUAGCAGACAUUUUGAAAAGUUAUUAUUUAUUACCCGCCUUUCGUGGCUAACAGACACCGGUACUUAAGUGACGCCACAAUACCAGACUUAGAGGAGCGUGUUAUGGAAAGUAAUUAGGGAUUUUGUUAGUAGAACAGAAUUCCUGAAUUAGAUUUUCUUUUCCGAGUUCACUUUUAAGUAUUUAGAGAAACGGUGGUCACAGUUUUUUAGAAAUGUAUGUUGUGAGUAAAAUUAUUUUGUUUGCACGCAAAACACAAGAAAGGAUAAGCCGGUCAAAAUGACCGGUAAGAGAUAAUUUAAAUCAAAAAUUUUAUAAAAAUUUUUUAACCAGUCCACCAAUUUGAAUGCUACAGCUCCUAAAACCAACAGAUUAUAAAAUUAAGUAAAGUUAAACCAAUAUGUUAAUGCUAUAGACUCGGAUUGACGAAGGGACUGUACCAUGAAGAUGUAAAUGAACACAGGAGUGGAGUUGUACACAAAAACCCUAAUAAGUGUGGCAUAUUGUGAGACGAUAAAACGUUGGCACAAAAGCAACAUAAUCGAAAAAAAGUCAACUUUGGCUCAAAUCUUGCACAACAGUAACACUGCUAACAACCAAUUGCAAUUGCUGCACGUAAAUAAUCAAUGUUAUUGUUUUUGUCAGAUUUUCUCAAAGGGGGAGGACUUAACUUGUUCAAGUCUUAAAGAUAUUACAGAAAAUGCUAGAGAAUACUGUGAAAAAAAGGGAAUUCUGGAACAAUUUUCCACAAUGUUAUCGAUUUUGGAAAUUGAAAGCGACGACCCAGCUGAUACUCAAGACCAUAACAGAUAUUCGGUUCUGUCAGGGGACGACAGUUUUGAAAAUACAUACUUGUAUUUGGACCAAGAAAAUGACUACAUUUUAUUCCCAGAAAAGUGCACAUGUUCAGGAAGAAGUUCUUUUCAAAAUCAAUCAAUAAAUAUUGGUUGCACAAACCAAAUGGAUCUUCCAAGUAACAAUGAAUGUGUCUUGUCAGGAGAAAAACCUUUGGGUAGCGAAGAAAUAGGAAAUAUGAAUGAGAAUGAAGAUGACGCCAGAAAAAUUACUUCAACACCCAAAACUUAUUUGCUAAAAACAGUUAAUUCAACAAAUUCUUUUUAUGAAAAUAUUGACUUUUGCUCAACAAGAAACAAAAAUAUUUCUCAUAAUUGCACCAUUAAUGUUAGUAAUGAUUCCGAUUCUCUUAUAGAAGAAUACAAUGUAUUAAGAAAAAAAAUUUUAAUUUCAAAAUUGCCGACCAAACGACCCACAAUUGUAUCUCCAGAAGUUGAAGGUUUCAAACAAAGUGUAUGUAAGUACAAGAAAAUAGAUUGUGACAUUAAAUUCUCUAAAGAGGAAGAACUCUUUUUAUUAAGAAGUAGAGAAAAUCGAAAAAUGUAUUUAAAUUUCAUGCAAGAUCUUCUCAGGACCAAAUUUGGAAUUUUUAAUAAUGUCUGCCCAAUAAAUUUUAGUAGCCAUAAAUUCCACAAAAAAAAACUAGUUCUUUAUGCCAAAUGUAUGUAUUAUUUAAGUGGUUGCGGGGCGUAUAAAUUUGUAAUUGAUUUCGAUAGCAUCAUUACUGUGUACGCUUCCAGUUUAGAAAUCACUCACCCCAAAACUGCCAAAAAACAUCAACUCAGAGGAGUUCGCAGAUUGUUAGCAAAACAACAUAUUAAAUAUCUGCGGCCAACAAACUGGCGAGACAAAUUACUCAUAAAGCAAUCAAAGCAUUUAAAGGCACUAGGGAAUGACCAAGGAGUCGUAUCGAAAGAUGCAGCUAGAAGAAUAAAAUUUGAGCAAGUGCGGUCAAUUGAUAGAGAUGCUGACAGCCACAUCGAUAUUUGCAAAAUGUAUUUAGACAAAAAUUGGCGUACAUAUAUACAAAAAGUAGCGCUCCCACAAGAAAUUUAUUUGAUUUCCAAACGGCCAAUAGAAAUUCUCCAAGCCAAAAAUUUUGCUUUACUGAAACUUAGCCACAACACAUUAUUUUUUGAUGCCACUGGGAGCAUUAUGAGAAAGAUUGUGGAAAAAGACAUAAAAGCUUUUCAAAAAGACGAAGAAAUUGCAAGUUUCUAUAAACUGCAGGUGUGGAAGGCCAUUAAUAUUUCAAAAAUUGAUGACUUUUUCAUUUGGCUAAGGAUAGAGAUGCCACUGCACUGGUGUACGCGUUUCGAUUAUUGGUUAGAUUUUUAA